Messenger RNA from Antrostomus carolinensis (chuck-will's-widow), 1645 nucleotides. It is a transcript of the gene TDP1, whose product is annotated as tyrosyl-DNA phosphodiesterase 1. Gene Ontology annotation, biological process: DNA repair. The annotation marks the transcript as partial. The record is from RefSeq and is a predicted model, not a curated record. Gene Ontology annotation, molecular function: 3'-tyrosyl-DNA phosphodiesterase activity; single-stranded DNA binding; double-stranded DNA binding. Gene Ontology annotation, cellular component: nucleus. Lineage: Eukaryota; Metazoa; Chordata; Aves; Caprimulgiformes; Caprimulgidae. The transcript is spliced from 13 exons.
AUGCUUCAGGAAGAUGCACAUGGAAAAUGGACAGUGUCUAGCAGUGAUGAAAGUACUGAGGAAAAUUCUGACAGUGAAAAGCCAUCUACAUCUUCACUAUUGGAUGCUGCACGUGGCAGAACAAGUGGGCCACAAUAUCCAUGCUCUGAAGCUAGGAAAGCAGCUCACAAGAGAAAAGCUUCUCCCCUAAAGCUCAGUGAUAAGAGAAUUUCUACAGAAAUACCUCCAGCAGAAAAACAGAGAACUAGCCAAGAAGGCCUAGGCUGGUGUGUUUCUAGCAGUGAUGAAGAGCCUGAAGAUGAGGAAAAGCAUGGUCACAAAGAAACACUGAAAGAAGAAAAGAGUGAUGGACCUGAAAAACAUCCUGUGAAUCUUUGCAAAGAUGAUGAACUCUCAGAGAAUCAGAAAGCAGAGGAGUAUGAUGAAACACCCAGUGAAGCCCAAGAUACCUGGGAUUUGUUGAAUAGAGGAAACCCUUUCAGGUUUUUUCUCACUAAAGUCACAGGAAUCGAGCGGAGGUAUAAUUCUGGAGCCCUGCACAUAAAAGAUAUCUUAUCUCCUCUUUUUGGAACUCUCAUAUCUUCUGCUCAGUUUAACUACUGUAUAGAUGUGGCGUGGCUUGUAAGACAGUAUCCACAGGAAUUCAGGAAGAAGCCCUUGUUGAUAGUUCAUGGCGAAAAGAGAGAAUCCAAAGCUGAACUGCUUGCACAAGCACGGCCUUAUGAGAACAUUAGCUUUUGUCAGGCUAAGCUGGAUAUUGCGUUUGGAACUCACCACACGAAAAUGAUGUUGUUGUUAUAUGAAGAAGGUCUUCGAGUUGUGAUACAUACAUCCAAUCUUAUUGCUGAAGAUUGGCACCAGAAAACUCAAGGAAUAUGGCUAAGCCCUUUAUAUCCAAGGCUACCUCAGGGAACAGCUGGUUCUGCUGGUGAAUCUGAAACUAAUUUUAAAUCUGACCUAAUAAGUUACUUGAUGGCUUACAAUUCUCCUACACUCCAGGAAUGGAUAGAUCUGAUUCAAGAACAUGAUUUAUCAGAGACAAGAGUAUAUCUGCUUGGUUCUACGCCUGGACGAUAUCAAGGCAGUGAUAAAGAAAAGUGGGGUCAUCUUAGGCUCAGAAAGCUUUUGAAGGAGCAUGCUUCCUCAAAACCAGCACAGGAAUCCUGGCCUGUUGUUGGACAGUUCUCAAGCAUUGGUUCAAUGGGAGCUGAUGGGUCCAAAUGGCUGUGCUCAGAGUUCCAGGAGAGCCUGGUGGCUGCAGGCAGCAAUGUGACAACUCUCCUUAAAUGUGAUGUUCCAAUUCAUUUGGUUUAUCCUACUGUGAACAAUGUGAGGCAAAGUCUGGAAGGCUAUCCUGCUGGUGGCUCGCUUCCAUACAGUAUACAGACAGCACAGAAACAGCUGUGGUUGCAUUCCUAUUUUAACAAAUGGUCAGCAGAAAUCUCGGGUCGAAGUCAUGCUAUACCUCACAUUAAGACAUACAUGAGACCCUCUCCUGACUUUCAGAAGAUUGCAUGGUUCUUAGUGACAAGUGCCAAUCUAUCUAAAGCAGCUUGGGGAGCUCUGGAGAAAAAUGGUACACAACUGAUGAUCCGCUCUUACGAACUUGGAGUCCUUUUCUUGCCUUCAGCAUUUGUAAGUUCAA